GGGCUGCUUUGUUGUAGGUCAGUAAGUGUCCUGCCCCUUUACCAGAAUAGUUUAGUCUGUGACCACAUCUCUUAUGAAAGAUGGGGGAAAGGUUGCAAAGUCAAAAAAGUUUAGUUUGCUCUUUUGUUGAUUGUAAAGCUACGUUCAGUAAGUCAUGGAAGCUUGAGGCUCAUCUCUGCAAACACACAGGAUUGAAACCGUUCUCCUGUGAGGACUGUGACAAGAGCUUCUGCACUCGUUCUCAACUCACCAGACAUGAAUUCAAUCACAGUGGGGGAAAACCACACAAGUGUCUGGCUGAUGGGUGCUCCAAGGCCUUUGUCACAAAUACCAGCAUGAAGAACCACAUGGCUCGAAUUCACCAGCACAAGGAGAAGAGCUAUAGAUGCGACCAUACGGGCUGCGAUAAAGAGUUCAACAAGAGGAACAAGCUGAAAGCACAUAUGUGUGACCACCAACAGAUUCUUCCAUUUCCUUGUACUUUCAGUGGCUGCACAAAAGAAUUUCCCUCUCACGGAAAACGCAAGCAUCAUGAGAAAAUGCAUGAAGGUUACCCGUGUGAGAAUGAAGAGUGUCCUUUCCUGGGAAAGACUUGGACAGAUUAUCUGAAGCACAGAAGGGAACAUAAAGUCAAGGUGCCGUGUGGACAGUGCAAAAAGCAGUUUACCAACGCCUGGUUCAUGCACCAGCAUGAGCUGCGGGUCCACUCGGGGGACAAGAGGAAGCUGUUGUGCCCCAGGGAAGGUUGUGAGAGAAAGUUCACUCGUCGCUUCAAUUUGGAAAGUCAUGUACUGGGAGACCAUGAGGGCAAGAAGCCCUUCAGCUGUGCGUAUGCUCGCUGUGGGAAGAGCUUUGCAAUGAAGGAAAGCCUGUGGCGACAUGGCGUGAUUCACGACCCAGCAAAGAAAAAGCUGAAGAAGCUGCGUCCUAAAAAGAGCCAGCCCUGGCGUAUAGCACAGCGAGCCAGAAUGGCGGCCAAUCAAGCGGCGGCCAAUCAAGCGGAGGCCAACAAGCUUGCUGUGACGCUGAGCAAUACAACUUUAAAAGACGAACCAAACGCCACCAACUCUUGAGGCUGCAAUGUUUAAAUAUCUGCUUCGAUGUGUUCAUUUUGUGGUGAAGCUAAUUGCAUAAUUUCGGUUGAUUUAUACUUUUUUCUUUCUUCACAUUUGAAAAUAAAGCCUCAUUAAUGCAGCAC
Messenger RNA from Cottoperca gobio, 1198 nucleotides. RefSeq names its product general transcription factor IIIA, b (gene gtf3ab). The record is from RefSeq and is a predicted model, not a curated record. The transcript has 9 exons. Bases 81 to 1073 code for a protein of 330 amino acids. Gene Ontology annotation, cellular component: nucleus. NCBI's taxonomy places the organism in Eukaryota, Metazoa, Chordata, Actinopteri, Perciformes, Bovichtidae.